This is a messenger RNA of Penicillium brasilianum, 3768 nucleotides long. The record is from the annotation of a GenBank genome assembly. NCBI's taxonomy places the organism in Eukaryota, Fungi, Ascomycota, Eurotiomycetes, Eurotiales, Aspergillaceae.
AUGUCGUCGCAGACAAUGACGGCGCCAGCAGUGGGCCAUCGACCACCCGAUCCAGGCCCCGAUACGCCCAUGUACGACUAUGGCGGCUCUCAGAACGACGCUUCGCCUCCGACCGACUCCAGGAGCGACUCCGCAAUUCGCGACAUGCAUAAUUCUGCCCCAACCUCCAAGGGCUUGUCCGCCACUCCAAUCGGAAUCAAGAUGGAAUCAGUCGAGACCCAGGACCUGGCCGGGUCCGAAAGCCAGAAGCAUAUCAAUACCCAAUCUGCUGCAGGUGCGCUGCUCGCUCAACUCCUCGGGAAUCAAUCUGCGCCGACGAAUUCUGUCCCGAACGGGUUACCAACGAUGGAAACGGGAACGGGGACAGGCACGGGGACAGGCACGGGGACAGGCACGGGGACUGAAGCGGGAAAUCACCAGGAUGUGAAGAUGGGCGACGAGGAUGGUCACGUGGAUCAAAAGAUGGACUUGAACGCCGAUUUCUCGCUCGAUUUCAACCUACAACAAGAUGGACAGGCCUCGGCUUCGGCAGGAAUGCAAAGUAUGUCAAAUGGGGGGAAAUCGACGGAUGAUAUCUUUGCGCAACUCGAUGCGACACCACAGGAUGGAUCUCAUACGGGACAUCGAGGGUCCGACGCCAUGGAUCUUUCCGGUCCCUUGAACAGCUCAAAGUCAGACCUCGAUCAACCACCGUCCUUGCUUCCCGCCUUCGAUUUCGCCAUGGCCCCGAAAAACGCCUUCGAAGCCCUCCAACAGAACGAAAUGCUCACCGCUGCUUAUCUAUCACAGAGUGCCGAUCUGUCCGCCUUGGGUUACCAGGACGGAUCUACCUCGGUGGCCGGGUCAGAGCCUCGAAUCCAGGCCUUUGCGAAGUUAGAAUUUGAUGAUGGUCACUUCUACUGCAACACGUACUCGUUUAUCUUAGGUCGCGAUGUACGGGCCGCGCGCGCCGCGCACCAGCGAGAGUAUCAGUAUCGGCAGGCCGUGCGAAGCUCUCGAGCCAAGAGUUCGAGCGGUGGCAAUACGUCUCAUACCCCUAACCGGAUGAAGCGAGAAGAGAGCGCUGCAAUGAUGGGCAGCGUGGUCAGCGACCGUGGAGGCAUCAUGGGAUUUGAUCCCGACGUUCCUCCGAACCUUUCUGGCAACAACAUGCCUGGUAAAUUGGACAUGAACCGAAGAUCGUCAAAAUCUUCGUUCGAUGGAUCAGUGGUGCCGCUGCACGCCAAUCCGGCACAAUUACAAGCCUCCACCGAUUACAAUGCACUCGCCAUGCAGUCCCUUCAAGAAGGGAAUGGCGAUCCCAAGCCGGUUGAUACGUUGGCUCUCCUCCCAUCUCCCGAUUCUUGUCCGACCAUUCCUAUUCAUCCUCCCUCGACAAUAGACGGAACGGCCGCAGGUCACCGUGGUAUUUCUCGCCGGCAUGUCCGCAUUGCCUAUAACUUUGAUCGCAAUUUGUUCGAAAUGGAAGUCAUGGGUCGCAAUGGAGCUUUUAUCGGUGCUGACUGGCUUUCCCCCGGACAAGUUCGACCAUUGCAUAGCGGUGACUAUAUUCAGAUUGGAGGGGUUCGCAUCCGAUUCUUACUGCCAGAUGUCCCCAUCGGCGAGACAGGCGCGGAUCGCAUGGAGGAGCAACUGGCCGAGGAAGAAGAGGCUGAUCAGGGCUCGGUCGAUGCCGAGCAUGAAAUUGAUGAUACGGACAAGCCUCUCAGUGACAGCGAGAGCAGGGAGCCCUCUUCCAAGGUCACCAAGAUCAUCCUCAAGACCAAGGAUUCUGAUUCCUCCAAGGCCAUGUCUUCUGUCGAGGCCGGCGGGGAGAAUGGCGGACAACCUGCACGUCGCAGGGGUCCUGGUCGUCCCCCCAAGGACGGCAUCAUGUCCAAGCGCGAGAGGGCCGAAUUAGCCAGAGAGCAGAAGAUGGCUGCCAAACGGGAGGCCAACGGCGGUGUCACCCCGCCCCCGCCCGUUCUCCCUCCUAAGCCUACUUCCAGCAAGGCUGGGAAGACUGUCAAAGAAUCGGUUGGUGCCGAAUCUCCACCGUCUUCUGUUAAACCUGCCGAGAAGCGCAAGUAUACCAAAAGGAAGAAGGGCGAUGGCAUGGACUUUCCCCUGCCUUCGACGGAGGGGGGCCAAUUCAACACCGAGCAGCGGCCGGAGGAAUACGUCAAGCCUCCACCAGUCAAAAAACGAAAGCCCUCGCGGUCUCCAUCUCCCAACUAUCCUCCGGAGUCUGCUUAUACUCCUGAGGACUUGGCCAAGCCACCCUACAACUACGCCGUUCUGAUCUUUGAUGCUCUGACGGAAGCUGGGAACCCGAUGACGCUGAAACAGAUUUACCGUGCAUUGAAGUUGAAGUAUCCAUACUUCCGCUUCAAGUGUGAGACUGAAGGAUGGACAUCGAGUGUGCGGCAUAACCUCAACGGCAAUAGUCAUUUGUUCAUGCACGCCGAGCGAGAUGGCAAGGGCUGGUCCUGGCAACUUCGUCCUGGCGCAUCUGUCGAGAAGGAGAAGAAGAGACGUCCGUCUCCUCCACCGCCGCAACCAACCCAAGCAUCAGUGCCACCUCCGCAGCAUUACAUGCCUCCAAUGCCUCACUCGUAUGCGCCCCCGACGGGUGCACCUGCUCCAAUGCAAAAUCAGCACCAGCAUCAGCAUCAGCAUCAGCACUUCCAAUUCCCUUCCAUCCCGCCUUCCAGUUCCUUCUCUGCACCUUCAGCGCCUCCUCCUCAACAACAACAACAACAGCAGCAGCAUACUAGUCCAUAUGCACCUCCUCCUCCUCCGCCUCCCCCUCCAACUUCUACCGCCCCUCCCCCUCCCGCUCCUGCUGCUGUUCCUCCAGUAUCGGCGCCGGUACCUGUUGCAAGUCAACCUCCUGUGCCUGCACCCGUAUCAGUACCAGCGCCGCCAUCAGCUACGCCUGCUCCCGUUUCGGCUCCGGCUCCUCCUGUUCCUGUUCCUGCCCCUGCCCCUGCGCCAGCCCCUGCAUCCUUCCCUAUUCCAAGUGCCCUGCGUGGAAACCUCCCUGCUGCUUUUGCUCGGACCAUACCUGGAACCUAUACCUCUCCAUAUGCCUCCAACCCAGCUCCGCAGGCUCCUCCACAGCAACAGCCACCUCCGCAGAAUUCGCAGCCGCAGCCGCAGCCUAUUCAAGGGCCACCGGGACAGCAGGCACCGCAGCAACAUCAGCAGCAGCAGCAGCAGCAUCAUUCUCCUUACCCCCCACCCCAAAAGGCACCUUCUACCCCACAGCCACACAUCAACUCUCAAACCCAAGCCUAUCCUCCUCCCGCUGCGCCGCAAUAUCAACCUCAGCACCAGCACCCAAUCCAACAACCGGUUCAGAUGCAACACCAACAGCACCAGCAACCCCAGCAUCAACCUCCUCCCCAUCAGCAUGUGCCACCACCGCAUCACCAGGCACAUCAAUCACAUCCUCCACCGCCAGGACCGCAAACUCACCAUCAUCAAGCACCACCGCAACAUCAGCCACAGCACCAGCACCAUUCUGUGCAGUCUGGUCCUCCUCCACCAGUUGCCCCGGAGUCUCCAUCGUUCACUGAGCGCGCCAAUAAGGCCAUUGACGAUUUUGAGAACGUUCUCAUGGAAGAUUACGAGGACAAGAAUUACAUCCGGGAGGUUCUCCGCAGUGCGCGUGCCCGGGUCUUGGGCAAUGCUACGGAGAGCUCGUUCCCUGGUGGCGAACCUAAGGAUGAAGCGGUUAUUAUGGAUGUGUUGCGCAACCUGGUUGGAAGCCUGAAAGAAGAGUAA